This is a messenger RNA of Anopheles maculipalpis, 1239 nucleotides long. Its product is annotated as ribosome biogenesis protein NOP53. Gene Ontology annotation, cellular component: nucleolus. Bases 7 to 1239 code for a protein of 410 amino acids. The record is from RefSeq and is a predicted model, not a curated record. The transcript has a single exon. Lineage: Eukaryota; Metazoa; Arthropoda; Insecta; Diptera; Culicidae. Gene Ontology annotation, molecular function: 5S rRNA binding. Gene Ontology annotation, biological process: rRNA processing; ribosomal large subunit assembly.
GCUACAAUGAGCAAAAAGCACGUUUCACGCAAACUUAAAUCGGCUUGGCGUAAGCAUAUCGACAUAUCGGACGUCGAUCAGUUUCUCGAGGAACAGCGGCAAGAUGAACGUAUCGGUGGUAAACUCGCGGAAAAGCCGGAUGUGGAGCUAUUUACCGAGGAUAAGAAAACGAACACAUCAAAACCGACGCUGCGAGAAUUACGGAAAAAGAAGUUCGAUGAACUACCCCGAUCCCUUCUGCCGCUGGUAAACACGUCCAACGUAAGUGAUCCGAUUGUGAAGCGCAAUAUUAGGAAAAACCGAAAUCCUAUUGCCCCGAUAGCACCGGCACCGGUGCGCAUAAGAAAAAAGGGUCGACCAAGCGGUAUCGUACCGGCAACCACAGAAGAUAUAUGGGCCAAGGAUCCGCUGCCCGAGCAGCUGAAGAGCGAAUGGAUCGGGAAAGAGCUGGUACACCAUACGCUCCGGAACGUUGGCAAACCUUUGGUAACCAAUCUGCCGGCACGGAUGGACAAAGUCCAGCGGGAAAUACCGUUGCGCAAAAAGCUACCCAAUGAAGGUCUCAGCUACAACCCGGCAAUCGAUGAUUACCUAAACCUGAAGAAAAAGGUAAUCAGACAGGAGAAAGCCAUCAUCAAGAAGGAAGAACAUUACGAUCGUGUUGUAACGAAAAUGUUCGUUAAGAUGACCCCCGAGGAGAAGUACGCUACAACGUUGAGUGAAAUGUCGGAGGGUUUAGUUAAUGCGGUAAAGGCCGAACCAGACGAUAAAACCGCCGACGAAGAAGCGAUCCCGCCAGCAGUUGUUGUAGCGAAGCGCAAAAAACCAGUAUCCAGAGCGAAAAAACGAGCGCGCGAAUUGCAGGAGCAGGAAGAAAAACUGAUCCAGCGGGAACUAAGCAAGCUGAUGGAGAUCGACCAGUUGGACGAGAUCACUAACGAAAUAGAAAAGAACGAGAAGAAAUCCAUCUAUGCUGCGAAGAAACGUGCAACCAAGAGGCGAGUAUUGAGGGAAAAGAUUGAUAUGCCACUGGACUUUGUCGAGCCACAGCAGUUGUCGGGUAGCCUGCGAACGAUUCAGCCGCUAAAAAAUCUGCUUGCUACGGGACUACCGAAGGCCCGUAAAGUUGCCAUCCUGCAGAGAUCGCGUGGCGAAGUGGAGCGUAGGAACCCGCGUCGUAAGACGGUACGCUACACUCGCAGUUCCCACAAAGAACUUGUGCCGGAGAGUACAGCAUGA